AUGUCGGGCAAGUACGCAUUCACAAAGGCCCUCAAGGAGGUGCGCUUCCUCUUCUGCCAGACGGGCGAGCACAGCGCCGCGACCCGCUCCUUCGUCGCCAGAGCCUACCCCACGAUGAAGAAGAACAACCCCCAGACCCCCAUCCUCCUGCGCGAGGCCGCCGGCACGCUACCCAAGGUCUACGCGAGAUACGGUCAGGACGCACUCCCCCACCCUCCCCGACGGAGGAACCCGCGCGCGACGGAAUGGAUGAGGAAGAAAAUGCUGACUGAGAUAUCGUUGCAAACAGAGUUCGGUGUUGAGAAGAGCCAAUCGCUCGAGGGCCUGUCGGACAAGCAGAUCGAGGACACAGUCACCACCUUGGUCAAGAACGGCGCAUGA
Molecule: messenger RNA, 381 nt
Organism: Colletotrichum navitas
Lineage: Eukaryota; Fungi; Ascomycota; Sordariomycetes; Glomerellales; Glomerellaceae
Product: thioredoxin-like protein
Exons: 3
Coding region: 1-381 (126 amino acids)
Source: RefSeq, a predicted model, not a curated record